This is a messenger RNA of Rangifer tarandus platyrhynchus (Svalbard reindeer), 291 nucleotides long. The record is from the annotation of a GenBank genome assembly. NCBI's taxonomy places the organism in Eukaryota, Metazoa, Chordata, Mammalia, Artiodactyla, Cervidae.
AUGGCAGGGCUGCUUUGCAGGCCCCAGUUGCUGUGGCUGCCUCAGCAGCUUAUCCCCAAGUCAAGCGAGGACAUUACUGACAGUUUCCAUGCCCUGGGUGAUUUGCGGGAGACAAGAGCCACCUCCACUUCCAAGCUGCACAUGCACCUGGCCAGGGAUGCCCAGAAGCAGAGGACCUGGAGGGAGCUGCCCCAGCCAGAGAGCAGAUCAGUGAUGCUCACCAUUGCAGUGGGAAGAACGGCUGCUGUUUCCCUCCUGCCUUCUAAACCUCAAGCAAAAUGUCUCUCGUAA